Messenger RNA from Cucurbitaria berberidis CBS 394.84, 1330 nucleotides. Its product is annotated as S-adenosyl-L-methionine-dependent methyltransferase. Bases 48 to 1133 code for a protein of 361 amino acids. The record is from RefSeq and is a predicted model, not a curated record. NCBI's taxonomy places the organism in Eukaryota, Fungi, Ascomycota, Dothideomycetes, Pleosporales, Cucurbitariaceae. The transcript is spliced from 9 exons. Gene Ontology annotation, molecular function: methyltransferase activity.
CACGACGACGGUUGCAACACGGCUACACGAUUUGAUGCCCGUCCACCAUGGCGCCCACCUUGUCUUCCCAGGGGAAUCCCGUCACCACCACCAGCCUUGAGCCCGACGCCGACCCGGCUCACCCUGUCCCACUCGAGCCCGAGGGCGGCUCGGCCCAGACCGUCCCACUUGAGCCGGAUGCUGAUGGCGACGACGCAGACUCGUCCUUCAACGAUGGCGACUCGGCCAUUGAGAGCCUGGCGAGUUCGACCACGUCCAUCCGAGACGAAUUGAUCGCGCGAGUAAAGGAGCAUGGCCGCCAGUACCAAGGCUACAUGUCAGCAAAAUAUGUGCUUCCAAUGGAUGAGGAAGAGACAGAGCGUCUGGAUUUCCAACACCAUGUCGUGUGGCUCACCAUGGACGAAAAGUCCCACUUCGCACCCACCAAGCGUCUGAACCGCGUCCUCGAUGCUGGUUGCGGAACGGGAAUUUGGACCAUAGACUUUGCCGACGCCCAUCCGGAGAGCGAGGUUCUCGGCGUUGAUCUGGCGCCAGUCCAACCGCACAACGUCCCUCCGAACCUCAUCUUCGAAAUCGACGACCUAGAAAGAGAAUGGACGUUUUCACGCAAGUUCGACUUCAUCCACUCCCAGAUGAUGAUUGGUGCCAUGCAGAGCUGGCCGCGAUACGUUGAGCAGUGCUUCCAGUUCCUCGAAACGGAUGGCUAUUUUGAAGUUCAAGACAUUGACCUAGUGAUUAAAUGCGAUGAUGGUUCGCUACCCACCAACUCCUCAAUCGUUCGGUGGCACAACUAUAUGCACGACGCAGCAGACAAAGCCGGAUUUCCCCUAGACGCAAUCUCGCAUGUGCCGGAAAUGAUGAGGAACGCGGGUUUCGUCGACAUCGUGUCCACACCUAUCAAAUGGCCCAUCAACAGCUGGCCCAAAGACCGCAAAUACAAGGAGCUUGGUAAAUGGGUCUCGGAGAAUUUCUGCUGGGGCGCCGAGUCGUUUUGCCUUGCCCUCUUCACCCGUGCUUUGGGCUGGUCGGUCGAAGAAGUGCAAGUUUUCGCUGCCGCGCUGAGGACCGAUCUCCGCAACAAAAAGCUGCAUGCUUACUGGAAUUUUUAUGUCAUACACGGUCGAAAGCCAUGAUGCGUGGAAACAGGGACCAUGCGGACGUCAAGGAAUUCGAUAGUAGAUAACAGGUAUAGGCACAUGUGUCGUGUGGACACUCAUUUGAAUUAGCGAGCUCGUUGUCAGAUCAUUAGCAUUAACGCUCGAAGUCCGAGACAUCAAUGGAGGAGUAACAAUAGUGAAAGUCGUUGAGUUAGUUUCGACAAUGGAGAGGC